AUGGAGCAAGUUGGAUUCUUAGAAGGCAUUGAACCAUUUUUGGCUAAAUCUUGUAAUGGGGUGCAAGGAAGGUUUAUGUGUAUGGCAUGGAGGAGGGUGUUCGAUAUCCAAGAGAUUGUCUAUAAAGAGUUGGUGGUCGAAUUCUUAGCAACGGUUUCAUUUCGAAGGAAAAUUGGUGCGCUCGAGAACGGAAAUGUUACAUUUUGUCUUGGAGGAGAAAGGCGAGAGCUAAGCCUUGCCGAGCUCGCCAUGAGGACGGAGAUUUAUCUCCCAAUUGAAUUCCAUACAAACUCUUAUUUGGAGUUUAUUACCGGUAGCAUCCACACCACUGAUGGGUUCAAAAAUGCUACUUAUUUGCCAACCAUUGAAAAUGGCACAUACCACAAGGGCUGUAAACGGUUUGCAUCCUUUGAAGAUUUGAAGGCUGUUCUUGGUGUUCUUGAGGAAAAACUUGAAGAUUUGAAGGUUUGA
Messenger RNA from Lactuca virosa, 471 nucleotides. The record is from the annotation of a GenBank genome assembly. Lineage: Eukaryota; Viridiplantae; Streptophyta; Magnoliopsida; Asterales; Asteraceae.